This is a messenger RNA of Erpetoichthys calabaricus (reedfish), 4316 nucleotides long. Its product is annotated as dynamin-1-like protein. Gene Ontology annotation, cellular component: mitochondrion; membrane; microtubule. Gene Ontology annotation, molecular function: microtubule binding; GTP binding; GTPase activity. Lineage: Eukaryota; Metazoa; Chordata; Cladistia; Polypteriformes; Polypteridae. The record is from RefSeq and is a predicted model, not a curated record. Gene Ontology annotation, biological process: mitochondrial fission. The coding region runs from base 229 to 2292 and encodes 687 amino acids. The transcript is spliced from 18 exons.
AGAAUGGGUAGCACUCGUUUCCUGGUGUGAAGGAGACGGUACAGGGCGAAAUAGGACUCUUGGAUUUUCCUAUACUGUUAAAACGCGCAGUCACAUAGAUAUUGGAUUUAUUCAUUUAGUCGCUUGGAUGGCAGGCUAUUGAAGUACAACGAGCCGGAGAAGAAGGUCGUGUAAAGGUUACCUGUGGCCUCGGGUGGCAUUAGGGCAGAUUGACAGGUGUCUGCAGAAAUGGAUGCCCUUAUCCCGGUCAUCAACAAGCUGCAGGAAAUCUUCCUGACAGUUGGUGCUGAAGUUAUUCAACUUCCGCAGAUUGUGGUUGUGGGAUCCCAGAGCAGUGGGAAGAGUUCAGUACUAGAGAGUAUUGUUGGGCAGGACUUUCUGCCUCGUGGAUCAGGCAUUGUAACACGUCGCCCACUGGUACUGCAGCUGAUUCAUGUAGGGUCACCUGAGGAUCGAAAGCAAGCAUUGGCCGCUGGUGACAAUGAAAGAGGGGCAAAGCAAAAUACAAUCAACUGCCACCCAGGAAUAAAGGCAGAGCAAUGGGGUACUUUUCUUCACUGUAAGAAUAAGAUUUUUACAGAUUUUGAUGAAAUCCAACAAGAAAUUGAGAGUGAGACUGAGCGAACAACAGGAAACAAUAAGGGGAUUAGUCCAGAGCCAAUACAUCUAAAGAUCUAUUCUCCACAUGUACUGAAUCUUACAUUAGUGGAUCUACCAGGCAUCACCAAGGUGCCCGUAGGUGAUCAGCCACAAGACAUUGAGGUCCAAAUAAGGGAAAUGAUCUUGGCAUACAUAGGAAACCCAAAUUGUAUUAUUCUAGCUGUUACUGCGGCAAACACAGACAUGGCUACAUCUGAGGCGCUAAAAUUGGCCCGUGAUGUUGACCCAGAUGGUCGUCGGACACUAGCAGUAGUAACAAAGUUGGAUUUGAUGGAUGCUGGGACUGAUGCCAUGGAUGUUUUAAUGGGCCGUGUCAUUCCUGUGAAACUUGGCAUCAUUGGAGUUGUCAACAGAAGCCAACAUGAUAUCAAUAUCAGAAAGAGCAUAGUAGAAGCAACACAAGAUGAACAGGCGUUUUUGCAAAGAAAAUACCCAUCUUUGGCCAAUCGCAAUGGCACUAAAUAUUUAGCAAAGACACUUAAUCGAUUGCUUAUGCACCACAUUCGAGACUGCCUACCUGAGUUAAAAACUCGAGUAAAUGUGCUUACUGCACAAUAUCAGAGUGUACUGAACAGUUAUGGGGAACCGGUGGAAGAUCCUAAUGCUACUCUGCUACAGAUUAUUACCAAAUUUGCUACGGAGUACUGCAAUACCAUUGAAGGCACAGCCAAAAAUAUUGAGACAUCUGAACUGUGCGGAGGUGCUAGAAUCUGUUAUAUAUUUCAUGAAACAUUUGGUAGAACACUGGAGUCCAUUGACCCACUUAGUGGACUUACAAUGCUUGACAUCUUGACUGCAAUCAGGAAUGCAACGGGUCCCAGGCCAGCAUUGUUUGUUCCAGAAGUAUCUUUUGAACUUCUGGUGAAGAGACAGAUAAAACGUCUGGAGGAGCCAAGCCUGCGCUGUGUGGAACUGGUGCAUGAGGAACUGCAGAGGAUUAUUCAGCACUGUACAACUUAUAACACCCAGGAGCUCCUACGUUUCCCCAAAUUACAUGACUCAAUUGUUGAGGUUGUAACUGGCUUAUUGAGAAAGAGGCUUCCGAUCACUAAUGAUAUGGUUCACAAUCUUGUAGCAAUUGAACUGGCAUACAUCAAUACAAAACACCCUGAUUUCACAGAUGCAGCUUUGGUCUCUGCAUCAGUAAAUAGUGCACAGACUGAGACAGUACAAGACAGUGGUCGCAGGUGGAAAAGUGAGAAGCCAGCAGAUGAGCGAAUAAGUGAAGAGAAAACCAAAGGAACUCCACAGAACUCUGCAUUCAACAGCCCAUCAAGAGGACACGCAGUCAACCUGCUGGAUGCACCUGUUCCCGUUUCUCGUAAAUUAACACCUCGUGAACACCGAGACUGUGAGGUUAUACAAAGACUGAUCAAAUCCUAUUUUUUGAUUGUGCGCAAGAGUAUACAGGACAGUGUUCCCAAGACCGUUAUGCACUUUCUUGUGAAUUUUGUGAAGGAACAUCUUCAGAGUGAGUUAGUUGGCCAGUUAUACAAGUCCCAACUGUUGGAUGGGUUGCUAACUGAAUCUGAGGAUAUGGCUCUUCAGCGUACUGAGGCUGCUAAUAUGCUAAAGGCACUUCAGAAGGCCAGUCAUAUCAUCUCAGAAAUUAGAGAGACGCAGCUAUGGUAGUAGAAGGCAGCUGUAUCAGAGAGGACCAGAUGAAGUUAACAUUUGGAACUUUUUGUCCCUACUCCUUCCUUACACCUUACAAUCUGUACAUUCUGGCCAGUUGAACAAAAUUACUCCUUGUCACAAUGCAUGAGCUUCUAGGUGGGAGUUUUUUAAUUGGUAUUUCAUACCAUUCAGGGAUUUCUAUGUUAUGAAAAACGUAGUGAUUUUUGUGCCAUUUUUAAAGCAGCUCGCUGAUGUCCUUGAGGCAUAUUUUUCAAAAGUCUGUUUGUUGUCAAAUGAAUUAGAUACCUCUCUCCAUAAUUUGUAAUGAUGCUAUUGCAAUUUAGCAAGUCCUUAUCUAAACUGUUUAUCAUUUCCUAUGAAGCAGUAUGUCCAGAUGACCUUAUUCAUAUUUUUUGUUUCCUCCGUGAAAGCUUUAUUUUUAGUAUUAUUCUGAAUUAAUCUUUUCCUAUCACAGGCCAGUCUCUGGAAUGGCUCCUUGUAUAUUGGAGUCCAUUGGCACAGUGGUACAAAUUACAAAGGUGCAUGUUGAACUGGAUUUCCAUUAAACCUGCUCUUAGCUGUUAAAUUGUCAUUAUGCAGAAGUCUAAAGCAUAUGAGAAAUAAUUGUGCACAGACCCUGGUGGCUGUGUCUGGAUGUGCCUAAAAGUUUUACUGGCAGAGCUGAAUUCAUUCCAACUGUGCUUUAUUUCAGACCAACAAUUACUGGUGCUUUUUUUUUAUUUUUUAUUUUAAUUUUAAUAUAAAACACCAUGUAUUUUUUCCAUCCUUUUAAACCACACAGGAGAAUGUUCUAGUUGUAAUAUUAAGACAGUUUUUUCACUGCUAACUGGGAUAGUCUCUCCCUGUUUUACACUUGAAACCUUAAAAAAUAUUUAUGUAGCUUCUUGCCUACUCUGCCACACUCACACUUGUUUCACCUUUGAACUUUUCGUUACUGCACUGAUUUACUGAAAGAACAGCAUGUUUGGAGUGACUUGUCUUAUUCGUUUAGGUGGGACUUCUGAGUAAAUGCUGGUUUUGGAGUACUGUAUUUGUGAUGUACAAACAUGAUUCACCUUUAACACGACCAAAGAGUGUUAGUUUCUGGACCUGAGCAAACCACAGUAAUGACACAUAAAAAACAGCAUUUUCUGAGACAACUAUUGCUACUUAGAAAAAAAAUCCUAAUAUUUAAUAUUAAUUCUAAUUAGAUUCCGAAACUGUUUUCUUUCCAGUUUGUCCAUUGAAAUUAAGUGAAUGUGACUGAAGGCUUGAUAAUAUGUGCUGGACAGAUUUUAGAUCCUUUGUCAGAGUAAGAAUAAACAGAACAUUUAUCCAAAUGUGUUUGUAUAGCAUCCAUGGGACCUUUCAUAGAGACUGUCAAAUUGAUUUAUUAUAGUAAUAUAAAUGAAUAGAAAGAAUGGAAUGAAGUUAACUAGAUUAAAUGGAAAAUAUUGUGACUGAUAAGUGAAUGGCUAAAAAAGGGGUAGGGACAUUCUGGGAAGGAGCAUAUUAGGAGAGGAGCUGCAUGCCGGGAUGAGUACUUCUGUAAAGGAGUUUGAGAGUUGAAGUAUUGAUCAGAAAUGGGACUUCAUGCUGAAACUGCCUGCUUGCCUGCACUAUUUGUUUAUACUAAACCAAGGUGUAAAUGUGACUGUGUGUGUCUCUUUUUUUGUAGAUAUAAAACAAAAAAAAAUUACACUGUCUGUAUUAAUUUAUUUUAUAUAGUGCCUUUCAUACUGAACACUUAUGAAGGACUGUACAAGGCAAUCAAGAAUAAGACUAAAAAAACAAAAGAAUGACAAAUACAUUGAAGAUGAGGCAAUGCAAACAGUAUAAUAAAGCCAUGCUAAAUACAUUUUUAGUUAUUUGCUAAAUCAAAGAUCUAUUUGUAUGUUAAUGUAAUAGUUUGGUAUAUUUUUGUAACUGUGUUAAUGUCCAAUGUUAAAAUAUAAAUAAGAAAUUGAAUAGUAUAAAGUGACAAUUAUGUGGAUAAGCUUGAAACAUUGCAAACAGAUAAAAGAUAAAAUCUGACAGUA